Molecule: messenger RNA, 369 nt
Organism: Mizuhopecten yessoensis (Yesso scallop)
Lineage: Eukaryota; Metazoa; Mollusca; Bivalvia; Pectinida; Pectinidae
Product: putative nuclease HARBI1
Exons: 1
Coding region: 1-369 (122 amino acids)
Source: RefSeq, a predicted model, not a curated record
AUGGUUUUAGAGUGGCUGCUUAUACCAUCUCUACGGUCGAUUGUCUACGACACAUGUGAGGCUAUUGCACAAGAGUACACAGAAGAGGUCAUGCCGACACCAAAAACCCAAGAGGCUUGGAAGGAGGUGGCUGAAGAGUUUUUAACGAGCUGGAACUUUCGUAACCCUCUUGGUGCAAUAGACGGAAAGCAUGUAGCUAUAAAAUGUCCACGAAAUUCAGGCUCUUUCUAUUACAACUAUAAGGGUUUCUACUCUAUCAUACUCCUCGCAAUAGUUGAUGCUGCAUACAAGUUUCUGUGUGUUGACAUUUGGGUAAAUGGUAGUUGCUCAGAUGGUGGUGUCUUCAAGGACUGCGACAUCUUUAUAUGA